UGUGCACAACAAAACAACAUAUGCAAAAAACAAAACAUGUCCUAUCGUGAUUUACAUAUAUGAGGUUUCUGCACUAGUGUAUUAGCAACUUAUUCGUAAUAUGUGGUUAAUUGUUGACCAUACUCGUAGGUAUCAAGAAGAAUUGUGUAUGAGGUGGUCACUCACUAGUGAUUUUCUAUUUGAAAUUUUUGGUGUGCACGACAAGAUUCUUGUCACAAGAACAAAAAUUAUUAAUUAGCCGAGUUAAUACCCUCCCGUUGCUGUCACAGAAAAUGGAGACAUUGACAGGAAAGUCGCGAAUAAUUGCACUGGUGGACAUGGACUGUUUCUAUGUCCAGGUGGAAGAGAGGGACGACCCUUCCAUUAAGGGAACUCCUGCCGCUGUGGUCCAGUACAAGGCGUAUAAAGGUGGUGCGAUAAUUGCAGUGAAUUAUGAGGCGAGGGCGAAAGGUGUCUCAAGAAAUAUACGGGGGGACGAGGCAAAAGCGUUGUGUCCAGAACUUACCCUAGUCCGUGUUCCAGAAACACGAGGCAAAGCAGAUCUACAAAAGUACAGAGACGCUGGAAGAGAGGUUAUCCAAGUGUUGACGGAUUUCAGUGACUGUGUGGAGCGAGCCUCGAUUGACGAAGCAUAUAUUGAUUUGACGACCGCAGUUGAAGAACGGCUUAAUCACUUUUUAUCAGCGCAAGGGGACCCAACCGCUAGCUGCGAACAGAGCAAUAUAUUAAAAGCGCUGGACAAAGAAGCUUUUACUACUAACUUUGUUAUGGGCUUCGAGUCCACGACAUCAUGGAUGGAUAUGAUGACAGAUAACGAGAUGAUGAUGCCUCUCGAUGACGUAAAAUUGGCCAUUGGCGCAGAGAUUGUUGGAAAGAUGAGAGAGGCUGUGUUUCAAGAGACUGGAUUCCGAUGUUCGGCUGGUAUUGCACAUAAUAAAGUUCUGGCUAAACUUUGUGCUGGAAUAAAUAAACCAAAUAAGCAAACCGUACUACCACAUAGCUCAGUUGCUCAACUAUGGGCUGAAACCAAAAUCAAGAAGGUUAGAAAUCUUGGAGGAAAAUUGGGAGAUUUUUUAGUUGAUACUUUGAAAUGCGAAUUGAUGAGCGACCUUUUGAAGUAUUCGGAGAAAGAGUUACUUAAUCAUUUGGGAAGCAAAGCGGGGUCAUGGAUUUACCACUUAGCACGCGGUUAUGAUACCGAGGCAGUGAAUCCACGUCAACUUCCAAAGUCCAUUGGUUGCAAUAAAAACUUUCUUGGACCAGAAGUUUUAGUCACUAAAGAUAAAGUCAAACAUUGGCUUCAACAGUUGGCAGCAGAAGUCUCUGAAAGAAUCCAAAAGGACUUUGAAAUGAAUAAUAGAAGAGCACGUACAUUAACGUUACAUGUUAGCUUUGAGGAUAAAAACUCACUCUCGAGAUCAUGUCGACUUCACCCUCAAUUUAACUCCGAAAGAAUUAGGUCAGAAGUGUGGGUGAUGAUGGAGAAGUUGUACAAAAGUCUUGGAGUGCUUCCUGUGAAUAUGCUAGGCCUUGUUGCAUCAAAAUUUGAAGACGAAGCUGGCGUAUCGGGAUACUCCAAGAUCAGCAAUUUUUUUGAAAACUGUCCCCGAUCAGAAUCAUCAGCUUCGACAACUUUAAUUAACUCCAACAAAAUUCCGUCUUCUUCUACUACUUUUGUUACUUCUACUGCUGGGACUAGUAAAACCUUGGGGAGCUCUACUAUCGCUAAUAAGAAUAAUAUUGUCGUGGAGAGCAGGGCUUCUACAACUAAAAUGUUGCCGUCCUGCAGUUCAAGCAAUGACAGUUUAGACGCUGUACAACCUGAGAAAACCGACCCUCCUUUUGAACUUAUUUCAACUGCUAUCGCAAAUGAGACAAGUCCACACAAAAAUCCGAAAUCUACACGCUCUCUCGGCCCUGGUGUUGAAUCAUCCCCAAAACUCCAUUUGACCCAAGAAUGUGAACGCUGUGGCAAACAAAUUGCAAUAUGGGAAUAUGUAACCCAUAUGGACUUUCAUGUUGCGAGAGACCUGUCGCGAGAAAUCAACGGGCUAUCACCUUUGGGGUUUGAUGUGCGACCAGAGACUUUAGAGGACAAGGAAAGACAAAAGGACAAGAUUAAUCGAGACAAAAUAGCUCUUCAAAGUCCGGCCAAGAGAGGCUCGAAACGUCCAAGAGGGCGUGGAGGGGGUGGGACGAAAAGAGGUAGACCUGGUACAACAACUGGCUCCCCAAGCAAACCACCCGUGAAAUCUAUUGAUGCAUACUUUAUAAAAAAAAUUAAUUGAGUUUAAGCAGGGCUAUAUAUCUGGAUAUAAUUGAUACAUGAAUGAAUAUUGAAUCGUGAAUGAUGCACAAUUUUAGGCACUAAUUUUUCUGUGAUAUUGUAAUCAGCUGUCGAAAAUUUAUUAUUAUGACGUUAAAACAACAUUUAAAAUUUUGCCAGUUGAGGGUAUAAAUAAUAAAGUCAAAACGUAAAAUCCUUGUA
Folsomia candida is the source of this 2488-nucleotide messenger RNA. Its product is annotated as DNA polymerase eta. Gene Ontology annotation, biological process: error-prone translesion synthesis; response to radiation. The record is from RefSeq and is a predicted model, not a curated record. Gene Ontology annotation, cellular component: site of double-strand break; nucleus; replication fork. Gene Ontology annotation, molecular function: damaged DNA binding; DNA-directed DNA polymerase activity. The transcript has 9 exons. Bases 273 to 2288 code for a protein of 671 amino acids. NCBI's taxonomy places the organism in Eukaryota, Metazoa, Arthropoda, Collembola, Entomobryomorpha, Isotomidae.